This is a messenger RNA of Asterias rubens (European starfish), 9230 nucleotides long. RefSeq names its product dedicator of cytokinesis protein 1-like. The record is from RefSeq and is a predicted model, not a curated record. Lineage: Eukaryota; Metazoa; Echinodermata; Asteroidea; Forcipulatida; Asteriidae. The transcript is spliced from 49 exons. The coding region runs from base 139 to 5832 and encodes 1897 amino acids. Gene Ontology annotation, molecular function: guanyl-nucleotide exchange factor activity; small GTPase binding. Gene Ontology annotation, cellular component: cytoplasm; plasma membrane. Gene Ontology annotation, biological process: small GTPase-mediated signal transduction; cell migration.
CUGUCUUUGAGAUUUAGUAGGCAACAUUUUGGAACAGUUUUUUAGUUGUAUGCUUGGUUUUAGAGAGCUCAUCAAACCUAUGUCAAAACGCAGAUGAUGUAAGCCUUCGUCAUUGGCGUGUUGUCGGGAACAUUGAAUAUGACGGGCUGGGUGCCAACUGUUGAGGCUAAAUAUGCCGUGGCUAUUUAUAAUUUUGAGGGCAUCAACUCCUUCGAGCUAAAAUUGAGCGUCGGCGAUACUGUCCAGAUACUGGAGGAAUGCUCAGGCUGGUACAAAGGUUUCACAACCCGGAACAGACGGCUAAGGGGUAUAUUUCCAAAGGGCUAUGUCUUCAUCAAGGAAGCUAGUGUGGAAAGUCAUGGGGAAGGAAGGGAGACAGUCAUACCGAAGGAGACCCCCGUAGUCCAUGAGUUAACCACGGUAAUACGAGAAUGGGGAGUGCUGUGGAAACAACUCUAUGCGAAAAUCAACCGUGAAUUGUUUAACACCAUUCAUGAGAUGAUGUACGAGCUGAUUGAUUGUCAGAAACAAAUCGUCUCUGGUACACUCCCUGUGGAUGAACUCAAGGAUCUUAAACAACAAGUCACCUCCAAGAUCGACUGUGGCAAUAGAGCUCUGGGUCUUGACCUUGUGAUACGAGACGAAGAGGGCGGUAUACAGGACCCAUUCUCAGUCAGCACGGUGGCGCUCUUCAGACAACACGAGACUGCAACGCAAAGAAUAGGCCAACAAAACGAUACACUCAAUCUAGGCUUCCAGAAACAUCCCAAAUCAGUCAACGUUUACUCCUACAACCUCUUUGUCAACUUGAAGAAUGUCGUUUGUCGCAUCGGGGAAGACUCUGACGUCCUCAUGAGCCUGUACGAUGCCAAGGAACAAAAGCACAUAAGUGAAAGUUACGUGGCCAAGUGGAGUAGCAAAGGCAUACCUAGAGAUAUCAGUCUCCUAUACAGUCUUAAGACAAUAUUUACGGAUCUCGGUGCUAAGGAUCUACAGAGAGAAAAAGUCUUCCUGGUGUGUCAGAUCAUUAGAAUAGGGAGGAUGGAGAUGAAAGAGGGUGAUAAUAACAAGAAGUAUACGUGCGGGUUGAAGCGACCGUUUGGUGUGUGUGCCAUGGACAUCAGCGAUAUCCUCUCAGGCAGGAUAGAAACGGAUGAAGACAAACAACACUUCCUUCCGUUUCAAGCGAGUACCGGUGAAGACUCGUUAGAUAGCAUCGUGCGCAAAGUGGUUACUGCAAGAGAGAUCAACCAUAAGGGACAGGGAAUAUGGGUCGGACUGAAAAUGAUGCCUGGUGACAUCAAACAGGUUUGGAAGGAUUACCCUCACCUCAUGGACAGCAAGACGGCUAUUGCUAAGAAGAUGGGCUUUCCAGAGGUCAUCAUGCCAGGUGACGUCCGCAAUGAUGUCUAUGUAACACUAAUGCAUGGAGAGUUUGAUCGUGGUAACAAACCCAAGGCCAGGAAUGUAGAAGUAUCCAUGGAGGUCUGCACAAGCGAUGGCACAUUACUGGAGGAUGUGAUCCACACGGCUGCAGGAGAACCACCUGGUAGUUUCUAUCAUUCUGUUGUCUACUAUCAGGUCAAAUCACCCAAGUUCUGCGAGACUGUCAAGGUUGCCAUACCUAUAGAGGAGUUUUGCCAGACAGAUACCCAUUUAAGGAUAACAUUCAAACAGAGAUACUCCACAGAGACCAAAGACAGACAAGAGAAACCCUUUGGUGUUGCUUACCUGCGUCUAAUGACAGCCAUUGGAACCACUAUCGUCAAUGGUGAACAUGAACUCUUAGUAUACAAGUGUGACAAACUUCAAGAAUCCAUUGGCACACAUUACCUGGACCUUCCAUCAACCAAGCACGAGCUAGAAAGAAAGCACCAGAGUCAGACCAGUGGGGGCAGCGGGGGUAGCUCCAAUAGUCUCGGCAGUACGGGCAGCCUGGUCCGCAGUAAAGGGUACAAUCUAAGCUCCAAGGACUCCCUGCAUAUAUCAACGUUGGUCUGCUCGACUAAACUCACACAGAAUGUUGAUUUGUUGGGUCUGCUGAAGUGGAAGAGUGAUCGGAGUAACCUUCAGGCCAAUCUGGAAAAACUAAUGAAGGUUGACGGAGAGGAAGUUGUCAAGUUUCUACAAGAUACCCUGGAUGCAUUGUUCAACAUCCUGACUGAGAGUCCUCAAUCUAACGAGUACGAUGAACCUGUCUUCAACGCAUUGAUUUUCAUAAUCGGAUUGAUAGCGGACCGUAAAUAUCAACAGUUCCGACCAGUACUUGACGCUUAUGUGCAAGAGCACUACAGUGUAACUUUUGCUGACAUUAAGUUGAUGCGGGUGUUUAAGAACUAUCUUGACAACGCCGGGGAGAAGGGGAUGCAGGAUCAGCUCCUGAAGGCACUCAAGGCAAUGGAGUACAUCUUCAGGUUCAUCUUGAGGUCACGGACCCUCUUCACUGGAUUGCAUGGUCACAACACAGGCAGGAAUCAAUUUGAGGCUUUAUUGAAAGAUGUCUUCCUCUCACUCAAGUGGCUUAUGGCUUACACGUUGGACAAUGUACUACUAUGUCAGGGGGCAGCGAUGAAAUAUCUACCAUCAGUACUGACGGACACGCUGGAAAUGCUCGAGCCUAAGGAGUUGGCCAUUCUGGUCAAGGAGUUCUUGGUCAGCCUCCCUCCUGACCGACUGGUCAAACAGAAGAUGGACUGCAUCAAGGACAUUGUUCGUGGAGAACUCUUUAGACGGAGAGAUUGCAGAGCUGUGCUUCUUCCCAUGACAACGAUGUUCCUAAAAAAGCUCCUGACCAAGAAAGAAGACAUGAGACAAGUGUCCGAGGUCCUCAGUGAAAUUCUGGAUACACUGUGGCGGAAAGACAUUGGGCCGACCCACGGCGAUAUCUCUGAGGUGAUGCACUCGUUAUUAAGGACAGUGAUUCAGUCAGUUAUCUUCAUGUACAUGGACAAUGACGAGACCCUUAUCGGGAGGUUUGUGAGCAGCAUGAUCUCCAUCCUGCAUCAGAUGACAGAGUACCACUACCAGGAGUACAUCAACGCCUUCCCAACCAGGACGGACCUCUUGGACUUUCUGAUGGAGAUCUUCAUGGUCUUCAGAGAUCUCAUCUCCAAGAAUCUCUACCCUAAUGACUGGGCCACCAUGAUUGUCCAACAGAACAGUGUGAUUCUGUUUGCCAUGAAGCAAUAUGCACGCGUUCUUCAGCGUUCGUUUGUCCGCAUUGACGACUUUGAGUUUCAACUCUGGAAUAACUUCUUCCAUCUGGCUGUGGCCUUUGUGACUCAGGAAUCUCUGCAGCUAGAAAACUUCAGCCCAGCGAAACGAAACAAGAUCUUAGAAAGAUAUGGUGACAUGCGCCGAGAGGUUGGUUUUGAGAUCAUCCGCACCAUGUGGAACUACUUGGGUAAGAACAAGAUCCGUUUCAUCCCGGAGAUGACAGGGCCAUUCUUGGAGGUCACCCUGGUACCAGAGGCGGAGCUACGGAAGGCCACGCUGCCGAUCUUCUUUGACAUGAUGCAGUGUGAAUGUAAUGUCAGAGGAAACUUCAAGGAGUUUGAACGCGAGAUCAUCAGUCAAUUGGACGUUCUUGUGGAAGGAGGUCACGGAGAUGAACUUUACGUUGAUCUGUUUGGACAGAUUAUCGGUGAGUACUGCACCCAGCACCCAAACCUGUUGGGCACUGAAGGAAUGACAUUUGUCAAGUUAGUACGAGACCUAAUGGGAAGGCUCCUAGACUACAGGGACAUCAUCCAUGAAGAGAGCAAAGAGAACAGGAUGAGCUGUACUGUCAAUCUGUUGAAUUUCUACAAGGACAUUGACAGGCAGGACAUGUACGUUCGUUAUCUGUACAAACUUUGCGAUCUCCACUUAGAGUGUGAUAACUACACAGAGGCUGGCUUUGCACUUCAGCUACAUGCAGACAGACUUCAAUGGUCUGAAAGACCCUUGUUGACACACAGCGAUAAAUACCCAGAAGCGCAGACGGAGAGACAGCUGAAGGAGUUACUGUAUUAUGACAUCAUAGACUUCUUCGACAAGGGCAAGAUGUGGGAAAAAGGAAUCCUGAUGUGCAAAGAGCUUCAGAUUCAGUACGAGAAGGAACUGUUUGACUACAUCCAGCUCGGCGAACUGCUGCAAAGAAUGGCUCAUUUAUAUGACAAGAUAAUGAGAAUUCCGCGGCCAGCACCGGAGUACUUCAAAGUGAUGUACAUCGGUCAUGGGUUCCCAUCAUUCCUCAGGAACAAAGUGUUCAUCUACAGAGGCAAGGAGUAUGAGAGACUCGCUGACUUUGUAGCCCAGUUGCAGCAGCAGUUCCCCAAUGCUUCCAUGAUGAAUAAGACCACACCACCAGACAAUGAGCAGCUGAUGUCCAAACAGCAGAUUCUUCAAGUUGUUCCAGUCCAGCCACUGCGGGAAGACAAGAAGGAAUUUAACGGGAAAACAAUAUGUGAUCAGAUUUUAAGCUACUAUGCAGUGAAUGAGGUGAUGAAGUUCUCAUAUUCCAGAGCCUUCCACAGAGAGACGAAAGACAAAGACAACGAAUUCAAGACUAUGUGCAUAGAGAGGACGUAUUUCACCACAGCUUACAAACUACCAGGGAUUCUCAGAUGGUUUGAAGUUGCUAAAACGUCCUCGGUGGAGUUGUCACCGAUCAGCAACGCCAUCGAGAACAUGGAGGAUGUGAACAGCAAACUGAAACAGAUGGUUGGUCAGUACCAGGCAGACUCCAGUCUACCCUUAAACCCGCUCAGUCUGCAGCUCAAUGGUGUCAUCGACUCAGCAGUCAUGGGAGGUCCUGCAAAAUAUGAGCAGGCCUUCUGUACUGAUGCUUACGCCAGUAAACACCCAGAGAACGCCAUCCAUAUUGCCAGACUCAAGGAGCUUUUUGCUGAACAGAUUCCUCUGGUGGAAGUGGGUCUGAUGAUCCACCGCAACAAGAUGAAAGAAGACCUUGGACCUUUCCAGAAGAAGAUGGAAGACAUGUUUGUAAAGAGGAAGGAGCAGGUUGAAGAACGCUAUGGGAAGAAGCUUGUCGAGGGUUUUGCCUUUACACCGAAUGACCGCAUGAUUCAGUCCUACGCCCGCCGAUUCUCCAGAGGGCGCUCUGACCGGCCGCUGUCGUCUGUUUCAAAUUCUUCCACGUCGUCGGACACUCAUGGAUCCAGAAGCAGUAUCGUCUCCAAUCCUGACAAUUUGAGCUACUUGCAAUUAAUGAGCUCUACAGUCACACAGCACUUGAGUCUUAACCUAGCCACACCGAGGCGUAUGAGCGAUUCGUCAGUCUUUAUCAAGGGGCAAGGUACCCCAGGUAGUAAAUCCUCGGGGCAGCAUAAGGAUAAGGUGUCAGGUAGUCCGGCUAAACGUAACAGUAAAGAUAUGUCGGCUGAAGACUCUGGUUCCAACGCUAGCACGCCGUCAAAGGAGGCGGCAAAACCAAUUAUACUGGAUGAGAAGAUAUCAAGUGCGAGGCCACUUCGUAAGGAUAUGAAGAAAGCCAACGCAUCCCCAUUACCAAGACCUCUGAAGGCGAUGUCGAUGCAUGUCCCCAUGACGACCAGCUCCCCUGAAGACGACCCAGAUGUACCUCCUAAGCUUCCGCCAAAGGCAGCCUAUAGUGACUACUCCAGCCUACCCUUCCAAGACGCUGGACCCAACCCACUCCCUCCAAAGAAACUUAGCCUCCAGUUGGGUGCCUCACCAUUCAGGGACAAGCCACCACCCCUCCCAGGCAAAGAACCAAGUUCUACAGCCACCCCAAUGCCCCAGAUGAAGGAGCCCUUACUACUUCCCGGAUCGCCGGCUAGAAAACCUACCUUGAACAACACAUCAUGAGAGCGACUACUUACAUAUACACACAAAGCAUAGGGCUGCCUGGUCUGUAGCAAUAAUUGGUAACUGAAUCUGCUGUUAAUUCGAUUCUCUCUUUGAACAUUUUCCAUGAGCGACCUUUUUAUCGUCACUGGUUCCAGUCCUGCUUGGAACAGUACGUCCUCCACACUAAUUGGUUCAAAUCCUGUGUAAACAAUUUUGAAUUGAUCACAUAUUGUUCGAUGUUCGGACCCUCUUCGGUACUCUUUUCUGGUAGAACAAAUAGAGUGGCAAAAGAGAGGUUACAGGUUUGAAUCUUUAUCCAUAAGAGGGAAAACAUCCUUGAAAUGGUUGGGUCAAACUGUGUAAAACAUUUUGAAGUGAUCAUGUAUUAGUUGAUGUUCCAACCCUCCUCUGUACAUUUUACUUGUAGAGCAACUAGAAUUGCAAUAGGGAGGUUACAGGUUCGAAUCCAAAUAUGAAAAUAUCCUAUGUUGGAGGCUUUUGGUUACAUCAUGCCUCAAAUGCAAGCUCCGUUUUAAAUGUUACUGGUUCGAACACCACUCUCAGAUACAUCUUGAAGAAACAAAACCUUGUGAUGCAUUUCUUGAAUGAAAGCUCUGUAGUUUUCCAGUCAGAACCAGAAAUACAGGAACUGAGUUUGAAUCCUGUUUUUUCCCACACUUACGUAAUCAAUGCAUUUAACUAAUAGAGGUCCCUGAUGCUGCAAAUGCUGAUGAAUAAUGCCAGAAAAUAUGCAAAUAAUAAAUGUAACGGUACACCUUGUAAAAAUGUGAUAAUUUUUAUUAAUAUUUUUUUUAUAUAAAAACAGUACUUUUUGAUCAUUUCCUGUGGUCAAAUGUAUCAGGUUUUGCACAUUUUGUUUUCUUCUUUUAUAAUAAAAUGAAAACAUAAUUGAGAUGUUUUUUUGUUUUUUUUGUAAUUUUAUAAUAAUGCCACUUAAGUUUUGAUUACUUAUGCCAAUUGUUACCGUUUUGUUGAUUGUUUCCCCUUGCAAAAUUGAAUGCAAUUAUAGCUGGACUAUGGAUUGAUUGUCUUUGAAUAAUGGGUUAUGUUAUGGGCUGGAUUCCUGUAAAAAGAUUGUGUUGACCCCUUAGCUUACUCAGAAAAUGUCCUUUGCAAUGUCGUAUGGUCUGUUAACAGUAUCUGGAGUAUAUCAUGUUCAGAGAUGAAUUUUAAGAGCUUGGGGGUCAGGAAUCAGACUGAGAUGGCGAUUGUCAGUUUAUAUAUAUCUCUAUAUGGUUUUCAUGAUUUGUGGGAAGUUAAGUGACUACUGCAGUCUGUUCUUAUGUGUGACCCUUUGCUCAAAAAGGAGUAAAGAUAAGUUUACUAAUUACCAUGUGAGAAAGAAAAGAGGUGUUAAGAAGCGCAGCAUUUAAGUGGCUUGAGCAACAACUCUAAGGGAACAAAACACACAUGUACAUGAACAUGUCAUGCAUGCACGAUACAUCAAAUAUGUAAUGAAAUGUGAUUCACUAUGGGGCAGCCACAGCAUUGGAGCAAGUAGGCGACACAGGCUGGCAGUAUCAGACGGGCUAGCCGUAGUGGAUGGGCAGCUGGUUGAAUGGAUAGGACACUGGCUGUAGCGGAUAAUCAGCUGGCUAUAGCGGAUGGGCAGGUGGCUGUAGUGGAUGGGCUGCUGGCUGCAGCAGAUUGGCGGCUGGCGGUAAUGGAUAGGCGGCUGGCCCUAGCAGUUGGAUAGCUAGCUGUAGCGUUCAAAAGCUGGCAAUAGCGGAAAAUAGGCUGGCUGUAGCAAAUGGGCAGCUGGCUGUAGUGGAUGAUCAGGCUGGCUGUAGUUGAUUGGUGGCUGGCAGUAGUGGACUGGCCGCUGGCUCUAGCAAUUGGACAGCUGGCUGUAGCGUUUGGGCGGCUGGCCGUAGCGGAUGGGCAGCUGGAUAUAGUGGAUGGGCCGCUGGCCGUAGUGGACGAGAGGCUUGCUGUUAUGGAUGAUCAGCUGGCUGUAGUUGAUUAGAAUUAGCUGUGGCGGCUGGUGGUUGUGGACGGGUGGCUGGCUCUAGAAGUUGGACAGCUGGCUGUAGCGUUCGUGCGGCUGGCCGUUGCGGACAAUCGGUUGGCUGUAGGUGAUGUGCAGCUGUAGUGGAUGGGCUGCUGUCUGUAGUGGACAAGAGGCUAGCUGUAGCGAUGGAGGAGCGGCUGGCCAUAAAGGAUGAUCGGCUGGCUGUUGCGGAUGCUUGGUUGGCCAUAGCGAAUGGCAGCCAGCCUUAGUGGAUGGGCUGCUAGCUGUAGGAGAUUGGAAGCGGGCCAUAGGAGGAUAGUGGUGGCCAUAGCAGCCAGGCAGCAAGCAGUUUAGGAGAGUUUAAGCAAUUCUUGCAAACAAGGCUAUCCCAGAUUAGACCAACUGAAGAACUCGAGGCCCUGCACCAUUUCAUAAAGUUGCUUGAGCCAAAAACCAUUUCAGAAACUGUUCAACAGCUAUAAUGUAAUCAUGGAUCUCCUGCUUUCAUAUGCAAUAUCUUCUACUUGUGUAAUUGUUUAAAUGUUUACUAUCUCACUUUCUUGGCUAUUCUUCUGUGCUGCAGCCAAAUCAUAUCUUCAUCUGUGUUUAUUACUUUUAAAUCAAGUAAUAUAAAACAUACUGCCAGGAGUAAUGGUUUCUUUAAGUUGCUGUUAAAAUACCCGAGUUUAAUUCAUGAACAAGUUCACAAAGAACAUCUUUAAGUUUCGAAGAAAUUCAAGUUGCAAUUCCAUGUUGUUACUUUCAACUAGAUGCAGUCUGGAUUGUAGUUGUAUUUUUCUUUUUAAAUAUUUGUUUGUCCGAGUCGUAUUUUAAGGCUACCGUGUCUUUUGUAUUGUACAUAAUGAUCAGAUGAAAUAUUAUACCUUAAGCUUUGUUUAUACUCAACGGGAUAGCGACCGUGAAGCGCUAAGGGUCUUUUCCAGGCUUCAGCUUGGCGUCCCAGGCUUGGGCUCCGGUUUGGGCUUUGUAUCAAGUCAGGUCAAGUUCCUGCAAUGACCAAUGGUUAACCGGUGGCUGUUUGACACCAGUAGGGCAUGCGCACAGAAGUUGUAUAGUGUGAACGACCCAAUUCAUGUCAUGUCAACGGGACCGGCUGCUCAAUAGUGUACAUUAUUAUUUUCUGAUAAACUGGUGCACUUGUCUAAUUAUAACCAGCCAUGUGUCCAUGCUCGGUAGGCUGGUUCCAAAUAGUCGACGAGCAUAGUCCAACUAUCGUCAACUAGACAGAGUUUGGGCUAUUGUAGUCGAACUAUGGUCAACGAUAGUUCUUGCAAGAACUUGGUCUCUGUAAAAGUGUACAAAUUUGCAUGGUGUUGCCAAGAUCAAACGAAGCCUUCAUGUUUAGUCUGAGCUUAAAGACCCUGGACACUAUUGGUAAUUGUCAAAGACUAGCCUUCAAAGUUGGUGUAUCUCAAAAUAUGCA